AUGACAACUAAAUCUAGUGUUGUGUCGGCAGUGAAUAGUAAAGAUAUGAUAGAAACAAAUAAACCUAAGAAUGAUGAGAAAUCUAAAAAAUCUCAUCCAUCAACGGCUACAAUGGUUCAUGCAGCUAUUUCUACAUUAAAUGAUCGUCAAGGAUCUUCUAUUCCAUCAAUUAUGAAAUUUAUAGAAUCUAAUUACCAGGUUGACAUACAGAAAUUGAAAGUACAUAUGAAAAAGUAUAUGAAAAAUGCUGUAGCUCAAGAACUUUUGGUUCAAACCAAAGGCCAUGGAUUUACUGGAUCAUUUAAGUUGCCAUCUAAAUCGAAAAAAGUAAAAAGUGAUCCAACAAAAGUUGAAACCAAAUUACCUAACAAGCAAACGGUUCCAGAGAGUGUAAAGAUACCUAAAACGGAUACUACAACUAAGAAAUUAAAGAAAUCCUUAAAAACAACACCGACUAAAAUGAAUACAGUUGAAACCAAGGUAAAAGCCACGAAAAAAUCUCAGAAAAAAGUGUCAGUUCUUAAGGAAGUAGGUGUAAUUAAAAAACCAAUCCCUUUAACACCCGAAAAUGUGAAUGAUAAUUUGAAAAGUUCUUCGAAAACCAAGAAAAUAAGAUCACCAGUUGCAAAGAAGACGCCCAGGCCAAAGAGAAUUACAAGAACAAAAGCUACAAAUUAA
This is a messenger RNA of Chelonus insularis, 678 nucleotides long. Its product is annotated as histone H1B, sperm-like. The coding region runs from base 1 to 678 and encodes 225 amino acids. Gene Ontology annotation, cellular component: nucleus; nucleosome. Gene Ontology annotation, molecular function: double-stranded DNA binding; nucleosomal DNA binding; structural constituent of chromatin. The record is from RefSeq and is a predicted model, not a curated record. Gene Ontology annotation, biological process: negative regulation of DNA recombination; chromosome condensation; nucleosome assembly. Lineage: Eukaryota; Metazoa; Arthropoda; Insecta; Hymenoptera; Braconidae. The transcript has a single exon.